Molecule: messenger RNA, 522 nt
Organism: Chrysoperla carnea
Lineage: Eukaryota; Metazoa; Arthropoda; Insecta; Neuroptera; Chrysopidae
Gene: SmD2
Product: probable small nuclear ribonucleoprotein Sm D2
Exons: 4
Coding region: 148-510 (120 amino acids)
Biological process (GO): spliceosomal snRNP assembly; RNA splicing
Cellular component (GO): U1 snRNP; U4/U6 x U5 tri-snRNP complex; U2 snRNP
Molecular function (GO): RNA binding
Source: RefSeq, a predicted model, not a curated record
UUCAUGGUUUAUACGUCUGUGCGACUGAUGACUGAUGAGCGAGCUGGCGAGCAUAUGCUUUGUAUUUAACGUUUUGAGGUUAAGUUAAGCGUCGAUUGCCGAUACAAAGUUUGAAUUAUUCAUUUUUAAGAUAAAAUAUUAUUCAAGAUGGCUGCCGUAACAAAACCAAAAUCUGAAAUGACUUCAGAUGAGUUAGCUCAAAGAGAAGCCGAAGAAUUUAAUACUGGACCACUUUCUGUUUUAACACAGUCCGUAAAAAAUAAUACUCAGGUACUUAUUAACUGUAGAAAUAAUAAAAAAUUAUUAGGCAGAAUAAAAGCUUUUGAUAGACAUUGUAAUAUGGUGUUAGAAAAUGUAAAAGAAAUGUGGACUGAGUUACCCAGAACUGGAAAAGGCAAGAAAAAGGCAAAACCAGUGAACAAAGAUCGUUUCAUUUCCAAAAUGUUCCUUCGUGGUGAUUCCGUAAUUCUUGUUCUACGUAAUCCUUUGGCAACUGCUGCUGGAAAAUAAUAUUCUUAAGUA